Messenger RNA from Ricinus communis (castor bean), 1100 nucleotides. RefSeq names its product enoyl-CoA delta isomerase 1, peroxisomal. The record is from RefSeq and is a predicted model, not a curated record. Gene Ontology annotation, molecular function: delta(3)-delta(2)-enoyl-CoA isomerase activity; enoyl-CoA hydratase activity. Gene Ontology annotation, biological process: fatty acid beta-oxidation. The coding region runs from base 197 to 919 and encodes 240 amino acids. Lineage: Eukaryota; Viridiplantae; Streptophyta; Magnoliopsida; Malpighiales; Euphorbiaceae. The transcript has a single exon. Gene Ontology annotation, cellular component: peroxisome.
GUGUUCCCAAGCCGGUAAGAGUGAGGACUGAGAAUGUACGUGUUGCCUUUUUUCUCCAGGGUUGACAUUUCUUUGCCUCCAUGGUGCAAAACGACAAAAAGUUAAAAAAAAAUAAAAAAAAAUAUUAUAUACAAACUUUUUUUUCUACUAUAAACUUGCAGAACUACACCUGAUCAAAUAGCAAUCAAUCACAAAAAUGUGUACGUUAGAGAAGCGAGGAAACAUCUACAUUUUAACGCUAAUCGGCACCAACGAGCAUAGGCUAAAUCCGAACCUCCUCAACUCUCUCGAAUCAGCUCUCCGGAGACUCAAAUCUGAACCAGCCUCCCCUUCCUCCGUUCUGAUCACCACCGCACACGGGAAAUUCUUUUCCAACGGCUAUGAUCUCGCGUGGACUCAAUCUUCUAAAUCACGCCGCCAGUUGUUAUCAUCCAAAUUCCGAUCUCUAAUUUCCAGUCUAAUCGCGCUUCCAAUGCCUACAAUCGCGGCCGUAACAGGACACGCAUCAGCCGCAGGUUUUAUAUUAGCUAUAAGUCAUGAUUUUGUGCUAAUGAGAAAAGAUAGAGGUUUCCUUUACAUGAGUGAAGUCGACAUAGGUCUCGUGAUUCCAGAGUGGUUUAAUGCGAUCUUGAAGUGUAAAAUUGGGGAUUAUAAUGUUAGAAGAGAUGUGGUUUUGAUAGCUGAGAAAUUGACGGCGAAAGUGGCGCUGGAGAAAAGGAUUAUUCACUCGGCGCACGACAGUGCGGAGUCAACGGUUGAUGCGGCGGUUGUUUUGGCGGAGGAGUUGAUUAAGAGGAAACGGAAUGGACACGUGUAUGGCAAUAACAGGCUGGUCGUUUUAAGUGAGGUUCUGGAUAAGAUUGGGUUUGAUGAAUCUGUUGAAGGGCAAAAUUGGGAUAACGGUAAGUCAAAGCUAUAAUAAUGAUGAAAAUAAUAAUACUAAAUAAUCAUCAUCGUUAUCUUCUCUAAGUUUGAAUAUUAUGUGUUACCAAUCAAACUUAUCAGAAUUAGUAUCUAUUCAAUGUUUUAAGAUUCCUUUUUUCUUUGUCUUUUUGUAUCAAUAAAAGGGGAGACAUACAAUGCAUGCAUUGCAGAGUGAA